Molecule: messenger RNA, 2141 nt
Organism: Diorhabda sublineata
Lineage: Eukaryota; Metazoa; Arthropoda; Insecta; Coleoptera; Chrysomelidae
Product: protein artichoke-like
Exons: 1
Coding region: 56-2074 (672 amino acids)
Molecular function (GO): protein binding
Source: RefSeq, a predicted model, not a curated record
UCACUCAUUAUAAAUAAUUGUUGGAUUGUUACUUUACUGUUCAAUAUUACUAAAAAUGUUAACGAAAACAGUGAUUUUAGUGUUAUCUACCGUUUUCAUUUUUUCUAAAUGUGACAAUAUCUCAGUAAGUGUUAAUCCUUAUUAUCCAGAUCAAGAAAAUUUAAAUCUAACAUCGAUAGAAGAAUUAAAAACUGCAUUAACCAAUAGAGGUCAUCUGUAUGUCGUCGAAAUAUCCAAACAGUACUGUCCGAAAUUACCGAAUAAAGUAUUGGAUGGUAUAAGGUUAACUGAUUUUCGAAUGAUAGAAGAUGAAGUGAAAGAAAUCGAAGCCGGUGCAUUUGACGGAUCUACAAUAAAUUCCAUAAGUUUAGACGAUAACCUAAUCGAAGUGAUACCCAAAAAUAUUUUCAACGAUAAGGAAUUAUGGGAUCUAACACUAACAAAUAAUUCAAUUUCGAAAAUUGAAGAUGGCGCUUUCGAAAAUUCGGAAAUUUCAUCGUUACGUCUCAGUAUGAAUAAAUUGAAAGACAUUGAUCCCGAAGCUUUUAGAGAUUCUAAGAUAGAAAGAAUGCUAUUGAAUGACAACUUUAUUAGAGAAAUUAGAAAUGGUACGUUUCAACGGGUAUUCGGAUUGAACAGUAUCGAUUUGAGCAAUAAUUUAAUCGAAACAAUCGACGAGAAUCUUUGUAAGGACGCAGAUACUCUAUCAGAAUUGAAUUUAGCGAAUAACAGUAUAACAUCGAUUCAUACCAAAAGUUUUGAAUUCUCUAAUAUAGGUCGAUUAUAUUUACAAGAUAAUCAUUUAGGUGAAAUCAAAAAAGGUAUUUUUAAUAAAUUACCUUUAACAUUUCUGAAUCUUUCGAAUAACGAUAUCGUUUCGUUAGAAAAUGAUGCGUUUCAGGGGAUGAAAUUUAUUAAUACUCUCAUUUUAUCGCACAACAAUUUUCCAGAAUUGCAUCCAGAUUUCUUAAUUAUGGAUAGUUAUUCUCGUCAUUUGAAUUUGAAUUUGUAUUUGGAAAAUAAUAAUAUCAGUGUUAUACGAUCCGGGGCAUUCAAUCAAUUAUAUUUACAAUCUCUACAUUUAGCAAAUAAUAAGAUUCAAGUUUUGAAAAAAGGGGUAUUCAGCAAUAAAAGUAUAAGUAGCAUAUAUUUGAGUAAAAAUCGUAUAACAACCAUUGAAGAAGGAUGUUUCGAAGAUUCAAACAUUUUUUCGCUUACUUUGAGUGAUAAUUUAUUAGAAGAACUUACUGCAGAUAUGUUCAAAAAUUGUAACAUCGACUAUUUUUAUUUUGACAAUAAUAAAAUUAGUAAGAUCGAAGACCAUGUUUUUAGUGAUAUUAGAGACUUGAAAGAAAUCGAUCUUCAUAAUAAUAAAAUUAAAAAGAUUCAAAAAGAAUUAUUCAGUAAUUUACAAAAAUUAGUACUUCUUAAUUUGAAUAAUAAUAGUAUAUCUUCUAUAGAACUUGAUAGUUUUGCGGGAUCAAACAUUCUUACUAUUUAUUUAAAAGAUAACCAUUUAACUCAUAUUAGUCAAGGUAUUUUCAAUAGCCUACCAUUUGUUGAAAUAAAUCUUGAACGAAAUCGUAUUUCUAGCGUCGAAAAUGGUUCUUUUGAUAUACCAAAACUACGCGAAUUGUUAUUAGGGGGUAAUAAACUCGGCAACUUGUCUCGAACAUCUCUAGGUGAUAUCAAUAACGAUCAAUUAGAUUUAAGUUUAGACGAUAACGGUAUUUAUAAUAUCGAACCGGGCACGUUUGAAAUUACAAAAGUAAAAUCGUUGAAUCUUAAAAAUAAUACUUUGAAAAAUAUUAAAAAAGGUAUGUUCGAAAACGCCGUAAUAGGAUUUUUGGUAUUAUCCAGUAAUGAAAUAUCCGAAGUGGAACCUCAGGCAUUCGAACAUGUUGAAGAUUUAGUUUUCGUUGAUAUGAGUCGUAAUAAUUUUGUCCCAAAAGUUCAUGACGAUUUCAUAAACUUCAAUUUUUAUAUUAAACCUAAAGCUGGUCUAGCUAAUUAUACCAGUGAAAAUUUACAAACUCUCAUUUCGGCUUCUUAUUAUAGCGGGUACAGAGAUUAAAUUGUUACUAUUAAUUAUUUAUUUGUUAUUAUAAUAUGAUGACUUAAUAAACGAUAUUUGUAAUAUA